GUAAAAUAAUUAAUACUCUCAAUAGUAGGCUCUGAAGGGUAUGCCCAGUUCUACGAUGUAACUUAUAGAAUUCAAUCCGGUUUUUACAACUGACCGUUUCAUCGAAAAUAAACGAAAAUUGCUUUACAUCUGUUGUUCGCAAAGUUAAUGAAGCGUAAGAUAAAGUAGUAUUAACAUACGACAACGAUUGUGUUACUUGAUUCCUGGUUUCGUGAAAACCCCCUAACAUUUAGCAUUUUUUGUUCCGCAGACGCUCUUUCUCAGCAAGAAUGCAUUGUUAAAGUUUACAACAGGCCACGUGAUCGACCUUAUAUCAAAUGAUGUUCAGCGAAUGGAGGAAGACACAGUCAUGUGGUUGUCUUUUGCGAUUUUUUCGUGCUUUGUCUUGGUGGUGUUAGCAGUGUUACUCGUGUAUUUGAUUGGCUGGCAAUCUCUCAUGGGAGUCUUUUUCCUGUGUUUCCUUGUGCCAUAUUUCCUUGGGUUCUCCUAUCUUAACGCUGUACAACGCGUGCGCACAGCAGCGGUGUCCGAUCGACGCAUCUCCUUGAUGAACCAGGUGGUGUCUGGAAUUCGUGCCAUCAAAACGCGUGGGUGGGAGGACGAAUACCGAAAAAAAAUUAAACACAUACGAAGAAGUGAAAUUAACAUCAUCCGUAAAAAAAGUGCCAUUCUGUCAAGUUUUCUUGCCUUGAGGGACAGUUCAGUAUCAAUGGCGACCCUGUUGUCUGUCAUUACUCUUGUGCUUACUGGUCAACCCAUCACACCUGUUAAUGCCUUUAUGCUGGUUGGUUUUAUGGACAUCGCAGGGCUAGCAACAUGCCGUUACUUUUCCACUGCUUUGCUACAAACAUACGAAGCCUAUGCAUCACUAAGAAGAAUAGAAGAUUUUCUUCUUUUAGAAAACCUUCCCUCCAUCUCACGUGGUCAGUUUAGAGAAGACACCAGUAACACAGAGAGCAGCUCAACCAAAGUUACGAGUGGUCUGUCAGAUCGCCAGGCGAAAAUGGAGAUAGUAGUAUUCAAUCCUGACCUAGAAAAAAAUAAGCAGGACAAGCCCAGCACUUUACGCGUGUCGAAUCUGACGUAUAGACAAAUCGAGCGACAGGAUGAAUAUGUUUUACAGGAUAUUGAAUUUUCCACAGCACCACAGAGUCUAACAGUCAUCACUGGACCAGUAGGCAGUGGAAAAUCUACUCUUCUCUCAGCCAUCGCUGGAGAGAUCUCUGACGUUAGCGGGACAAUAACCUUCCCAGGGACUCCUGUUUAUGUUCCUCAGACAGCUUGGAUCUUCUCUGGAACCAUAAGAGAAAACAUUUUGUUUGGUCAACCAUACGAUGAAACAAAGUACUCCAGAGUUAUUGAGGCAUGCGCUCUCACAGAAGACAUCCAGCGGUUUCCUGACUAUGACCAAACAGUUGUUGGAGAACGUGGUGAGGUUCUGAGCGGAGGUCAGCAGGCGAGAGUUGGUUUAGCGCGCGCAGUUUACGCUGAUGCAGACCUUUACUUGUUAGACGAUCCUCUGAGUGCUGUGGACUUUAAAGUUAGCCAACAUAUCUUUAAAACAUGUAUCAUCGAUCUACUGGGUGAAAAAACGCGAGUGUUAACAUCACAUCAUGAACAGCACAUGAAGGAAGCUGAUCAAGUGAUUGUGUUGUACAAAGGCCGUGUGUUGGAAAAGGGAAGUUUCACUGAACUACAAGAAAAAGGAAUUCUGAACACAACUGUUGACCCGCUCUAUCAGACAGCUGGGAACGAUGGGGAGCUAAAUAAGAGCUUUGCUCGGGAGAUUGAACAGGAAAACGGCUUUGAAACAAUGGUCCCACUACCCGAUGAAGCUAGGGGUCUGGAAUUGUCUCAAGAAGAUCGUUCCAUCGGAGCGGUUUCAUCAAAGCUUUACUGGAACUACUUUAGAAGCGGAGUACAUUGGUCAAUAAUCUAUGCAGUAAUUUGUUUGUGCUUCAUAGCGCAAGCAAUGAUGGUUGCUCCUGACGUCUGGCUGUCAUCAUUAACAAAGAAACUUCCAGAAGAUCAGAAAGGCAGCACAAACCUAACUAUCUAUGCUUGUCUCGUCAGUGGGUCCCUUAUCUUUGCCGUCAUUCGAGCUUAUGGAUUCCUUUUUGUUUCCUUAAGAUGUUCUGAACGCCUACAUGACAAAAUGGUUGUAGCUAUUUUACAAGCACCGGUUCAUUUCUUUGAUUCAAAUCCCGUGGGAAGAAUACUCAAUCGAUUUUCUAAAGAUGUAGGCUGCCUUGACGAGUUGCUGCCCAAGACGUUUCUAGUAUCUAUCCAGCGAGUCUUGUUGGUGUUAGCAUCAAUAAUUGUACCAACUGUUACAAAUCCUUGGCUUCUUUUUCUUAUUGUUCCGUUGAUUGUGUUAGUCUUGUACAUCUCCAAGUAUUACUUGAAAACGUCCAGAGAGCUCAAAAGGUUAGAGUCAAUAUGCCGCAGUCCAGUCUUCUCUCACUUUUCCGAGACCCUGAAUGGACUGGACACGAUUCGAACAAGAGGCAGACAAAGGGAAUUCGUGGAUCAGUUUUACAGAUAUCAAGAUUUUCAUAAUCAGUCGUAUAUUAUGGUGAAGGCCAGUGGGCGAUGGCUUGGUGUACGCCUGGACCUCCUCGCAUCCAUUUUAAUUGGUGCAGUGUCUCUGGCGGCUGUUUUGGUGUCUCAGGAUGCUGGUAGGUGCAUUUGUAAUGUAAAUCAAAAUCGACAUAAUAGAUGUUACUAAUUCUGAGGGUCUGCCUCGUAGCCCACUUCGUAAUUAACUAUCGGUUUGCUGUUCACGAUUCAUAGUUUAUGGUGUUUCAUCGCAGGGACUUGCGAAAAUUACUAUUUUGGUUCAACAAAAAUUGAAACAUGAACAAUUGACUGUUCUAGGGAUAAUCGCAGCCUGCAAAUAGAGCAGCGGCCUUUCAUUUCUCGUCGCCAGUUUGCCAUGAUCAGUUUUCGCUCCCUGGCAAAAGCCAAACCGGAUUGCAGCAAUAUCUCCAUGAUAAGAUAUCAAAGUUGAAUUAUUCCUUUAUGGUGGAGGUGGCGUGGCCUAGUGGUUGGGACGCUGGAUUUGUAAUGCGGAGGUCUUUGGUUUGAAUUCUCCUUCCUUUUUGGAGCAAUGAUACGAUAACCUAGGCAUAUAAUUCUUUUAUCCAUGAGUUUGUUUACACAACCCUUUCAGUCAGUACAGUGAAGACCUAGUGAUGAGCGCAUGCUAUCUUAGCAAAGGUGGGGGAUAGAACUGCACACGAGUAGAACAUUAUAGUCCGCAGCUAAGCUCACAGGACAUGAUUAAGGUGGCUGAACACAGUCUUUGUUACCUGUGUUUCAUUCAC
Molecule: messenger RNA, 3326 nt
Organism: Orbicella faveolata
Lineage: Eukaryota; Metazoa; Cnidaria; Anthozoa; Scleractinia; Merulinidae
Product: ATP-binding cassette sub-family C member 4-like
Biological process (GO): transmembrane transport
Cellular component (GO): membrane
Molecular function (GO): ABC-type transporter activity; ATP hydrolysis activity; ATP binding
Source: RefSeq, a predicted model, not a curated record